CAACACAGUACAACCACGCCCCUACUCAACAACCAAAUCCCUCCGAUAGAUAUUCUUUUCCAUACAAAGACAGACUGCCAAACAAAGACAAAGAAAGAAAUAAAAAGGAAAGAAAUGUCCAAAUCCUUCACCCCCACCGAAGUCGCAUCCCACAACACCCCCGAAAGGGGCCUGUACAUCAUCAUCGACAACGCCGUGUACAACGUGUCCGAGUUCGCCGACGAGCAUCCUGGGGGCGCGAAGAUCCUGAAGCGCGUUGCGGGGAAGGAUGCCUCGAAGCAGUUUUGGAAGUAUCAUAACGAUGGAGUGCUGAAGAAAUAUGCGGCCAAGUUGAAGAUUGGUGAUGUUAGGGAUGCGGCUAAGUUGUGAGGAUGUGAUAUGAUAUGAUGUUUUACUAUCUAUCUAUCUAUCUAUCUAUCUAUCUAUCUAUCGAUCCAGAUUACGCUACACUACACUACGUACGCUACGCUGCUAUCCUAUCCUAUAUCCUACGACGAUUCGAUACAAUCGGCUUUAAUAUUAUACCAGUA
This is a messenger RNA of Aspergillus ochraceoroseus IBT 24754, 530 nucleotides long. RefSeq names its product cytochrome b5-like heme/steroid binding domain-containing protein. Gene Ontology annotation, molecular function: heme binding. The record is from RefSeq and is a predicted model, not a curated record. The transcript is spliced from 2 exons. Lineage: Eukaryota; Fungi; Ascomycota; Eurotiomycetes; Eurotiales; Aspergillaceae. The coding region runs from base 115 to 369 and encodes 84 amino acids. Gene Ontology annotation, cellular component: intracellular membrane-bounded organelle; membrane.